GAACAAGCCGGCGACGGGCCGCGAUGAACGCGACGAGGUACCCGGAGUCGUACCAGGCGAGUCUCGGUAUGACGACGCAGCAGUACGUGUCCAUGGUCAAGACCAUCUUCCUCGGGCUCUCGGGCGCAGCCCUCGGCGCCUUUGUCCUCGUCCUCUACGGGCUCUGCAUGAAGCGCCCGACGUGGUGGUACGGCAUCCUCGUACGCUGGCUGCGCAUCUCGGACCCGGAUGCGACAACGUCCGCGAUCUUCCAGCGCUCCAACGCGGUCGCCGUGCACCGCCGCCAGUCGAGCAAUCCGCUAAGCAUGUCGCUUGUCGAGUGGCGGCAGUUCCAGGAGCAGCAGGAGACGCCGCCGCUGCGCGGGAAGGAGCUCACGCCGCCCUACUACCCGAUCUCGGCCUUGAACAGCAGCGUUGGCACCGAGCGCCCGUCAAGCUCCCACGACAGCCACGACGCCGCCGGCUACGACGCGGCUACGCUCCGGUCGGUCUAAGCCCUCGCGUGCGACGACCUAUUUAUUCCAGCCGACGCAACCCCCUUUGUCUUCAUUUAGACGCGUAACCACAUCAUGUACCCUCGUCUCCACGG
This is a messenger RNA of Saprolegnia parasitica CBS 223.65, 589 nucleotides long. RefSeq lists its product as hypothetical. Bases 24 to 494 code for a protein of 156 amino acids. NCBI's taxonomy places the organism in Eukaryota, Oomycota, Saprolegniomycetes, Saprolegniales, Saprolegniaceae. The transcript has a single exon. The record is from RefSeq and is a predicted model, not a curated record.